AUGGGUUGUUUCUAACCUAAAGGUAUAAAUAAAAUUGUUGCUAUGCAAACAACAAACAGAGCUUACAUCUUUACAUCAACAGCAGACAUACAUAAAAUAUUUUCUUUCGGGAGAGUGCUAGGAAUUGGAGCCUUCGGUAAAGUUCUCUCAGCUAAAAGGCGAAAUAAUUCAGAGAAAUAGUACGCCAUAAAAAUGAUUGACAAGAGAAAAGUUAAGGGAAGAGAGACCAUGCUAGCCAAUGAAAUAUAUAUAUUAUAGAAGUUAGAUCACCCGAAUAUUAUAAAAUUCCAUGAAGUAUAUUAAAGUGAACUAUACUUCUAUAUUUGUAUGGAUAAAUGUGCUGGGGCAGAACUUAUGGAGAGCAUACCCAAAAAUUAAAAAUCAUACACGGAGGGUUAGGCGAGAGAUAUUAUGGUUAAAGUAAUUAAUUGUUCUAUUUGUAGAUCAUUUCCGCCAUAGCAUACAUUCAUGAACAAGGAAUUAUACAUCGAGAUAUUAAACCAGAAAAUAUUAUGUUCACCGAUCGAGACAUCAGAUCUGAGCCUAAACUUAUUGACUUUGGGCUUUCAGUGAAAUACGAUGCCUUCAGCUACAAGUAAUGAAGAUCCAAUAUAUUUAGUAAACUCAAAGCUGGAGUAGGAACACCUGUCUAUUUAGCACCAGAAGUAAUCGAAGGGACUUAUAGUGAAAAAUGUGACGUUUGGAGUCUCGGAGUUUUAUUGUUUAGUAUGCUUGUGGGCUAUCCUCCUUUCUAUGGGAAAAAUCGAUAAGACCUUUAUGAAAAUAUACAAUAUCAAAAUGUAUUAAAUUUAAUUUAUACAUAGUUGAUAUUUGAUCGAAGACAUUGGAGAAACACAAGUGACGAAGCAAAAGACCUUCUGAAGAGAAUGCUUAACAAAAAUUAGCACUUAAGAUAUUCUGCCAAGGAAUGCCUUAAGCACCCAUGGUUUCAACUUUAAUUUAAGGAUGGGGUUUUUAGACCUCCAAGAAGGAGUACUGGAUUUUCAGGAUCGCAAACUGAAGACGAUUAAAGGACAUUAUAUUAAAUGCUAAAGACUUACAGAAUUUGUGCUAAAUUUAAGAAGGAAGUGAUGAAAGUUUUGGUUAAUCAGAUGAAUGAAAAGGAUUUAGGGAGGUUGCAAUAAAUAUUUAAAAAUAUUGACGUUGAUAAUUCUGGUACAAUUACAGUCUAAGAACUACAUCAAGCACUUUAGCAGGAGGUAUUGAAUGAAAUAAUUAUAAGGGUUCCUUAGCAACAGUGGAAGAGAUUGAAUAAAUUAUGGAAAACAUUGGGUAUGACUUUGAUGAAUUAGAGGAUUUAUCAAUAUCUCAUUCUCACAAAUCCACAACCAAACCUUUAAUAAUUAAAUACAGUGAUUUCUUAACUGCCUGUAUUGAUGAAAGACGUGUUUUUACAAGGGAGAAAUUGUGGUCUAUUUUCAAAUAUUUUGAUACCUAGAAUGAAAAUUUUUUAUCAAGGGAAGCCAUUAGAGAAUCAUUUGCCAGGCAUGGACGCUCACUUUCCCUUGAGAAAAUCAAUCAAAUGAUAGCUGAAAUAGAUCCUAAUAAUUAGAACAAAAUUGGAUUUGAAGCAUUUUGUUAGAUGAUGGGUGUUGCUGGAAUCUAAGAAACUCUAGAAUUUAAAGAUGAAACUAAAGAUCCUUAAUCUGUUGCUCCUUCUAUAAUUUUAUGA
Messenger RNA from Paramecium octaurelia, 1693 nucleotides. Lineage: Eukaryota; Ciliophora; Oligohymenophorea; Peniculida; Parameciidae. The record is from the annotation of a GenBank genome assembly.